AUGGACCUGCCCAGCCCGGAGCUAGUGUUCCCGCUCCUCAUGGACGCCUUCGCCAGGCGCGGGCGCGGCGUCGCCGACCUCAUCGCACUCUCUGGCAAGAAGGGCAAUCCACCCCGACCUCAUCCUCUCCCCAUCUGCGUACCACGGCGCCAGAUCCCCAGGUCGCCGCACCCGGCACCCUCACUUCAGGUUUUUGUGCAGGUUAAUGAUGCCAGAUUGGAGUACGGAAGCUUUAUUUAA
Miscanthus lutarioriparius is the source of this 240-nucleotide messenger RNA. Lineage: Eukaryota; Viridiplantae; Streptophyta; Magnoliopsida; Poales; Poaceae. The record is from the annotation of a GenBank genome assembly.